Molecule: messenger RNA, 585 nt
Organism: Hydatigera taeniaeformis
Lineage: Eukaryota; Metazoa; Platyhelminthes; Cestoda; Cyclophyllidea; Taeniidae
Source: the annotation of a GenBank genome assembly
AUGGCUGCAGAGAGGGCGGAGGAGGCCACUACGCUGGAUUUUGCGCUGGUAGCAGAGGAAACUUUCGACGGUGCCAACUUCUACGAAUUUGAGGCACUGGAUAUUGAUGGUAACAAUGUGUCAAUGGAGAAGUAUAACGGCAAGGUUGUCAUCGUUUCGAACUAUGCUCAGCUGCAAGAAUUGUAUACCCAAUAUGGCAGCCAGGGCCUUAGCAUUCUUGCCUUCCCUUGCAAUCAAUUUCGCAAUCAGGAACCUGGAACCAAUGCUGAAAUUAAGGAAUCUGCUCGAAACAAGUUUGGUCUUACUUUUGACUUUUUCAGCAAAGUCGAUGUCAAUGGUCCUGACGCCUUACCUCUUUUCAAUUACCUCCAAAACGUUCUUGGAGAUACGCCUACAAACGAUAUCAAAUGGAACUUCACCAAGUUCCUCAUCGAUAGGAAUGGCGUUCCUUUUAAGCGCUACGCCCCAAAAUUCGAUCCAAAGGUAAUGCAAAGAUCGUUAUUUCUUUCUCAUAUCUGCCUUUUUGUGCGGUUAAUGGCAGUUUUAUUAACUCAAAGGCAUGCUUUUCCCAACUUCACUUUAUAA